This is a messenger RNA of Penicillium subrubescens, 597 nucleotides long. RefSeq lists its product as uncharacterized. The record is from RefSeq and is a predicted model, not a curated record. The transcript has a single exon. Lineage: Eukaryota; Fungi; Ascomycota; Eurotiomycetes; Eurotiales; Aspergillaceae. The coding region runs from base 1 to 597 and encodes 198 amino acids.
AUGGCAAGCACUGGUGGGCGGCGCCAGGAACGCCUCCGGUUUCUCGCGCAAGAAUACCUUGCAGCUCAUCCCGGUCCAGACGAACUCGCGCCCAACGUUAGUCUGCAUAACAGCCUCAGGAGAUUCCUCAAGGGAGCGACUUAUUCCAAAGAAAUACUGGACGACCUUAUCGAGAACACGGUAUACAGACUAGCAUCGAUGCACGAGGCCGACUAUCUCAGGGAGCAAUUGGGGCUGGAUUGUCCUUCAAUCUUCGAUACCAACGCUCUCGAGAUAAUACACAACAAGUCUUCCCACUCACAACUAUUCUCGAGGACCUGGACAUUACUUGUGAAUCGUGAGAUUAUUACGAAACCGUUUAGGAUCAGCCGAUUCUAUUCUAAGCCACUCCGGUACCUUACACUUGUCCUUGUCACCUUCGCCAGGUCUUGGGAUAUGAUCGAGGAAUGGGUAGAUGUUAUGGCUGCGAAGAAAAAGGGCUGGUAUCGUUUCAUCUAUAAGGUGUGGCUGGGGAACCGAGUUGGCAGUGAUGAAGCCAUUGGGGUGAUGGAUCAUGCAUAUGCUGCCGUAGAGGCUAUAAAAAAGAUCGCACAUUAA